AGGCAGUGGUAAUAAAUGUGGUUGCUGACAUUACAGAUAAUUGCUAUGAAGCACCAGACUGAGAUAUAUGAGGGUGAGCCCCUCAACUUUGAAAUGGUAUACCGGCGGUACCUCAAGUUUGCAAGUCAGAAUUUGACAGUGCAGAAUGUAGAGAGGCCCAUCAUUCUUAAAGCUUUCGAGCAUUUGAAGAGUCUGGAGCUUGUGGUGCCAAUUGGUGGCCCAAGCAGUCAUAUCCUGAAGGAGUUCCAGCUGCAUAUGUUUCAUCUGACAUCACAGCAAGUGACUGAUGCCGUGAAGCGUUACCAAGGCUUGCCAACUGAAGUAUCCCAGUGGGCAGCGAGCAGUUAUCAGUAAUGCCUGUGAAGCUUAGAGAAAAUAAUAUUUACUAUGUGUACUGUACCAAAACCACUUUUUUGCAUUUAAGGGCUACUCUGUUGUUACACUUUUUUGGCAAUAACACAUCAUUCAUAUGCUAGACUACAUUUUACACCAAUUGAAAGGUACAUAAGUUUCAUUGUUCUGCUAACAGUUUUGUGUAAAGCACCCAAAACCUGUAGAAAUAUUAUAGACUAGCUGUUUCUAAAUA
This is a messenger RNA of Cryptotermes secundus, 586 nucleotides long. Its product is annotated as origin recognition complex subunit 4-like. The transcript is spliced from 2 exons. Gene Ontology annotation, molecular function: DNA replication origin binding. Gene Ontology annotation, biological process: DNA replication; DNA replication initiation. Bases 16 to 354 code for a protein of 112 amino acids. Gene Ontology annotation, cellular component: nucleus; nuclear origin of replication recognition complex. The record is from RefSeq and is a predicted model, not a curated record. NCBI's taxonomy places the organism in Eukaryota, Metazoa, Arthropoda, Insecta, Blattodea, Kalotermitidae.